Messenger RNA from Plasmodium adleri (nom. inval.), 2340 nucleotides. Its product is annotated as acyl-CoA synthetase. The record is from RefSeq and is a predicted model, not a curated record. Gene Ontology annotation, molecular function: long-chain fatty acid-CoA ligase activity. Gene Ontology annotation, cellular component: endoplasmic reticulum; membrane. The transcript has a single exon. Lineage: Eukaryota; Apicomplexa; Aconoidasida; Haemosporida; Plasmodiidae. The coding region runs from base 1 to 2340 and encodes 779 amino acids.
AUGGAUAUUAUUAAUUUUAAGAAGAGAUUGUAUAACUUUUUAGAGAACGAGGAUAAGUUAGAUUUAGAUAUUGAUAAGGUAGAUGAAUUAAAAUAUUUUGAAGAAAUAAAAAGUAGUGGAAAAAAAAAUUCAAGUAAUAUAUAUAGGCCAUAUAAUUAUAAGUUAAAUAGUGAAUUAGAAAAGACGAAAGGUUUUCUUGGUAUACCAGCUAGUUCAAAAUAUGAUGUAUUUUGUUUUUUUUGUAAAUAUUAUUAUAAUAAGGAUCUUUUAGGUGAAAGGAAAAAAGAAAUACGAGGAGAUAAUGAAGUUAUAUUAGGUGAGUAUACUUUUAAAACAUAUGGACAAGUUAAAAAUGAAAUAGAAAUAUUUGCAUCAGCAUUAUAUCAAUUUGAAGAAAUUGAAUAUAAUAUAUUUAAUGAUAAUGGAAUUUAUAAUCAAUUUAAAAUAUUAGGUAUAUGGUCAAAAAAUAGAAGUGAGUGGUUUAUUACAGAUGUAGCUACUUCAGCAAUAAAUUUUGUAACAGUACCAAUAUAUGAUACUAUAGGUUUAAACUCUGUUAUAUAUAUUUUUAAAAAAACUAAUAUGAAAGUUUGUUGUAUAGAAGCAGAGAAAUUAGAAUCUUUAAUAAAGAUGAAAGAAGAAUUAGUAGAUCUAAGUAUUUUAAUUAUUUAUGACGAAUCGAAUGUAAAAGAAGAAUUGAAAGAAAAAGCAAAAAAUGUUGGAUAUAAAUUAUAUUAUUAUAAAGAUUUAAUAGAUAAAUAUAAAAAUAGAAAUGUAAUUCCUCAAUCUGAUAUGUAUGACCAUGCCUUUCAUAAAGAACAUAAUCCAAAUAUAGCUUUUUAUGAUAAACUAAAAAAAGACCAAGAAAAUUAUUACAACAAUAAUAAUAAUAAUAAUAAUAGUAAUAGUAAUAGUAAUAGUAAUAAUAAUAAUAAUAACAAUAAUGAGAGUGAAAAAAUGAAUACAAAUAAUCGUAGUAUAGAUGAUAGAAAUAAUUAUUUAAUGAAGCAAAUAAAAAAGAAUAAAGGUAGUCUUAAUGAUGUUUGUACUAUUAUUUUCACUUCUGGUUCUUCAGGGACACCUAAAGGAGUUAUGAUUACUCACAAUAGCUUUGUAACAUUUUUACAAGCAUAUCUUAUUGAUGGUAAUAGAUUAGGUUUAAAAAAAUAUGAUGUUAUUUUUAGUUAUUUACCUCUUGCACAUGUAUAUGAACGUUUUAUUGAAUAUUCUGCAUGUUUCUUUGGACAUAAAAUUGGAUAUUUUUCUGGCAAUAUUAAAGAAUUAGUAGGUGAUAUGAAUGAACUAAAACCUACAUUUUUAAUAACAGUACCAAGAAUAUUACAAAAAAUUCAUGAUAGUGUUAUGGAAGGAUUAAAAUCUAAAUCAUUUAUUGCUCGUAAUUUAGUUAAGACUGCUUUGAAAAAUAAAACAAGUGCAUAUAUGAAAAAUUCAAAAAAAUUCCAUUCAAAAAUAUAUGAUUUAAUAUUACAGCCUAUACGAAAUAAAUUUGGAGGAUGUAUAAGAACACAAGUAAUGGGUUCUUCAUCAAUGGAUAAAAAUAAAUUAAUUGAUUUACAAAUGAUUUUUUCUUCACCUAUAUCAGAAGGUUGGGGUAUGACAGAAGUGGGUGUAGGAUUUUUACAGAAUAGAUUUGAUAGUACUAAAGGAACAAUUGGUGGUCCAUUUGCAAAUGUAGAAUUUAAAGUAAUUAAAGUUCAAAAUAUGAAAUAUGAUCCAAAAAGUUAUCCAAAUAAAGGUGAAUUAUGUGUAAAGGGAAGUGGUUUAAUGGUAGGAUAUUUUAGAGAUGAAGAAUUAACCAAAAAAUGUUUUGAUGAAGAUGGCUUUUUUUUAACAGGUGAUGUUGUAGAGGUUAAUGAAAAUAAUGCAUAUGUAAAAAUUAUUGAUAGAGCUAAAAAUAUAUUUAAAUUAGCACAAGGUGAAUAUAUAGAACCAGAAAAAUUAGAAAAUUUAUAUAGUAAUAGUAUUUAUAUAGAAAAUAUUUUUGUACAUGGUUAUAGUUAUGAAAAUGAACUUGUUUCUAUUAUUGUACCUAAUCAAAUUAUGCUUUCAGAUUAUGCCAAAAAAAAUAAUUUAAAUCUACCUUAUGAAGAUUUAUUAAAACAGGAUAUUAUUAUUAAACUAUUUCAAGAAGAAAUACUAAAUAUAUCAAAAACUUAUAAACUUAAUGGUAUUGAAAAAAUACAUCUUUUCCAUUUAACACCUACACCAUUUUCUGUUGAAAAUAAACAGUUGACACCAACUCAUAAAAUUGUAAGACAUGUCAUUCUUUCUGAUUAUAAGAAAAUUGUAAAUGAUCUUUAUAAAUCCAGGAAUAAAUAA